AUUACGAUUUUAUCGCCUCAAGAGUGGAAUCUUCUACCCGCUCCACUUACACUCGCCGGAACUACAAUCGUUCCAUCUCCCUGUCAGAUUACUGGCUAGCAUUCUGCACGACUGCAAUUGGCGUGGGAUAUCUGCAUAGCAUUGAUCAAAAACCGGUGUAAUCGCCACGACGAAUCCAGUGCCUUCGCAACAAGUACAGCUCUCCCGCCUUCCUACAGAAACCUUAUGCAAGGGACGGCUAUCAUGAAGACGAGUAGCGUGGUUUUGUCUGUCGAUCAAGGAUGUCUUCGCCGCAAACUGUCCCCACCCUAGGGUCUCCCUAUGAGAAGGAAAUCUCAAGGAUCCGUUCGACAGAAGAUACUUCUCCUCCCACCGAAAAUGCCGAGAAAAGAGCCCAGAGGCAGCCCGGUGGGCCGUUUGCCUCUUCGAGAAUGGCUGCAUAUCUUAGACGAUUCGAACAGCAGCUCGUCGAAUAUAAUCUGGAAGCCCGUGGCAUAGAGCGGGUGCAAGAGCAUGAACGGAUGUCCAAGUUGACUUGGGUUUCUUACAUGCAGGCUUUCUUGCUUUGGGUCUCGAUCAAUUUGGCGGCCAACAACAUCACACUGGGUAUGCUGGGACCUGCUACAUACGGACUGAGCUUCCUUGACUCGGCUCUAUGCGGAGUAUUCGGUGCUCUAGUCGGUGCCAUAGUUUCUUCGUGGAUGGCCACAUGGGGCCCUAUAUCCGGUAUUCGGACUAUGGCAUUCGGACGCUAUUCAAUGGGAUGGUGGCCCAGCAAACUCAUCGUCAUCUUGAACCUGAUCCAAAUGCUGGGAUAUGGCUUGAUCGACUGCGUGGUUGGCGGGCAGAUCUUGUCCGCCGUUUCACCACAUGGACACAUGACGGUUGCUGUGGGCAUCGUGAUCAUCGCCAUCAUCAGUUGGGUCAUAGCCACUUUCGGCAUUCAAAUCUUCCAUUACUACGAGCGAUUUGCCUUUCUCCCCCAGCUUAUCGUUGUUUGCAUACUGUUCGGUAUGUCGGGGACGAAAUAUGACUUGUCCACACCAUCCACUGGCGACGCUCGCACAGUAGCCGGAAACCGUCUGUCCUUCUUCUCGCUUUGUCUCAGUGCCGCAAUUACAUAUGCACCUCUUGCGGCAGACUUCUUCGUCUAUUAUCCUCAGAAUACCUCGAGGACAUCUCUCUUUUUCCUGUCCUUGGGUGGCCUAAUGACCUCUUUCACCAUGGCAUUCCUCGUCGGCAUCGGUCUCGCAUCGGGUAUCACCUCGGACCCAGCGUACAGCAAAGCAUACGCCGACGGUGCCGGAGCACUUAUCGUCGAAGGGUUCAGCCCCCUUAAUGGAUUUGGCAAGUUUUGCGCCGUAGUCGUUGCACUCGGUCUCAUCGCCAACACCAUCCCACCCACGUACUCAGCUGGCGUAGAUUUCCAGAUCCUCGGAAGAUACGCCGAAAAGGUGCCCAGAGCCAUUUGGAACGCCAUCGGAGUGAUCAUCUACACUGUGUGCGCCCUAGCGGGCCGAAGCAAUCUUUCCGACAUCUUCACCAACUUCCUCGCGCUCAUGGGCUACUGGGUCGCCAUCUGGAUAGCCAUUAUCCUAGAAGACCGCUUUAUCUUCCGCGCCCGCAGCGGAUACAACUGGCAUUCCUGGAACGACCCGUCCAAGCUGCCCUUGGGCAUUUCCGCUUUGAUUGCCUUCUUGAUCGGUUGGGCAGGCGCGAUCCUAUGUAUGGCGCAGGUGUGGUAUAUCGGGCCUUUGGCACGAUUGGUGGGUGAAUAUGGCGCCGAUAUGGGUACCUACGUUGCUUUUUCAUGGACAUGUGUGGUCUAUCCGCCUCUCCGAUAUGUCGAACUCCGCUACUUCGGACGGUGAGGUGGCGGCAAUGCCAUUGGGCCUAACAGAGCACUACUAUUCAAUUCAACAUUGCAAACUGCUCUAUAUAUGAGUCAUUGGCCUUGUAGAGUAUAUUCAGACUGGUCAUGUACUAUACGAUCGUACUACUAUGUUGAUCAAUAGACAUCCUUGUCUCUCAAUAAAACAGAACUGUACAUCAAAUUGAACAAGUACCUCGAAAAA
Messenger RNA from Aspergillus welwitschiae, 2075 nucleotides. RefSeq names its product purine-cytosine permease family protein. Bases 282 to 1871 code for a protein of 529 amino acids. Lineage: Eukaryota; Fungi; Ascomycota; Eurotiomycetes; Eurotiales; Aspergillaceae. Gene Ontology annotation, molecular function: transmembrane transporter activity. Gene Ontology annotation, cellular component: fungal-type vacuole membrane; plasma membrane. The record is from RefSeq and is a predicted model, not a curated record. Gene Ontology annotation, biological process: transmembrane transport. The transcript is spliced from 8 exons.